Molecule: messenger RNA, 3380 nt
Organism: Geodia barretti
Lineage: Eukaryota; Metazoa; Porifera; Demospongiae; Tetractinellida; Geodiidae
Source: the annotation of a GenBank genome assembly
ACGGCAAAGUGGGCGAGGCUCGAAAUUAUCGGCAGGUUAUUGUCCGGCUACCGUCCAGCGGCUCGUGUUUCUAUCUGUGCUCGUUCUUCUCUAGCGAGAGUGUCCUCUGUGUCCAGGAAGCGAAUUCGGAGCCGACCAAGGGGCGGUAGCAUGAUGCCCGGACAGCAGAACGAAGACGUGGAGCUCAAAGUCAGCUACAUGGUCAAGCGCUCCCAGGGAAAGUCGGCGCUCGGCGCCACCAACUUCAAGAAACGGGUCUUCUGUCUUACCCUCAGUCGCUUUUCUUACUACGACGGGACGGUGGAGAAAAGAGGUAACCUGAAAGGGUAUGUGGAACUAACAAAAGUCAAAGUAAUAGAGAAAGUGAUGGACACAGCCUUCAACAAACCUGCGUUUCAGGUUGUCCACGGCGACCUGACGUUGUACGUGAUUGCCGCUAACGACCAGGAGCAGCAGGAGUGGAUCUCGUUGAUCAGACAGAAUUGCAAGAAUAAUGUGCUACUGCAAGAGAAAUACCAUCCCGGUCUCUUCCAGAAUAACAAGUGGACUUGCUGCGACCACCGGAGCAAGCACUCUCAGGGAUGCAGAGAUUCAUUCACGAAAGCCUCGUCUCCUCCCCCGAUAGCGUCGGGUGCCUCUGCAGCUCCGGCCUAUUCCUCCAGACCCCCUCGGGGGCCCCUCCCCUCCAUCCCUCUCCCCAACGAACCCACAGUCCCUCCACAUCAGAACGCAGUGGGCGGCGGCAGAAGCAGCCAGUACUCCUACCAACACACCACCCCUCGCAGCACACACUCCCCUCCUCACCAGAAUCCCAUCCCCAAUCCCUCUCAUCACUCGUCACAGUCCUCACAUCAGCAGCGCCCUCCUGCUCCCCUCCCCGCUGUCCCCGUGUUCAACCACCAACUACAGUCCCACGAGUUUGAUGUGGUUGCCAUGUACAGCUAUCCCGGUCAGGAGCAGGGAGAUCUGGCCCUCGUGAAGGGACAGAAGUACAUAGUGUUUGACGAUGCCAGACCCCACUGGUGGAGGGCCAGGGACGAGAGAGGGAGAGAGGGGUAUGUUCCUAGUAAUUAUGUAAAGAAGGUCGGGCAGACAAUGGAGGGAGAGGAGUGGUUUUUUCCGACCCUCUCACGAACUAGAGCUGAAGACAUCUUGAAGGAAGAGGCAAAAGAAGGAGGAUUUGUCGUCAGAAACUCCAGUAGAGAAAACAUGUACACACUCUCAAUCUGUCACGAGGGUCAAGUGCGACACUAUCACAUCAAACACGACGACGAGAAAUACUACAUCUCAGACAAGCACCGGUUCCCCACCAUCAAGGAGCUGAUUGAGUAUCACAAACUCAACGGUGGAGGUCUGGUCACGAGGCUGAGGAAGCCGCCCCAGCAGCUGCUGCCUCAGCUCAACACACUCUCUCCUCUCUUUGACGAAGCGUGGGAGAUCAGCAAGUCGGAAUUGACGCUUGGAAGAGAGCUGGGCAGUGGGCAGUUUGGGCGAGUGGUGGCUGGAAAGUGGAAAGGGAAGAUAGACGUGGCGAUAAAGAUGAUGAAAGAGGGAGCCAUGAACGAGGAAGACUUCAUCGAAGAGGCCAAAGUCAUGAAGAAUUUUCAGCACGAGAACCUUGUCAAGUUGUAUGGAGUGUGCACGGCACAGGGGCCUGUGUUUAUCAUCCAGGAACUGAUGUCACAAGGCUGUUUGCUGCAGUACAUUCGCAACCGUAAGGAACUGGCAGAGAAGAACGAAGUGAUGCUGGACAUGGGUCUUCAGGUCUGCUCCGCCAUGACGUGUCUCGAGGUCAACGGCUUCAUUCACAGAGAUCUGGCCGCACGUAACUGUCUCAUUGGUGAGCGGAAUGUGGUAAAAGUGGCCGAUUUUGGUCUCGCACGAUUCGUGGUGGACGACGAGUACACUGCUUCAGAGGGAACCAAAUUUCCCAUCAAGUGGGCGGCCCCCGAGGUUAUCACUCAUGCCAAGUUCAGCAGCAAGUCAGACGUAUGGUCAUUUGGUAUACUGAUGUGGGAGCUAUGGUCUGGGGGAAAAACACCUUAUCCCACAUUCACCAACCCUCAAGUCCUGGACGAGGUACUGAUGGGCUACAGACUAGAUAGGCCAAAACCUUGCAAACAAGAGGUGUAUUGCAUCAUGCAGAAAUGUUGGAGUGCAAAAGCAGAGGACAGACCGUCGUUUCAGCUGAUCCAAACUGAACUGAAACAGAUGGCAAACGAUAACGACAGAGAUUACAGCGAGCUUGUGGAGGACAGCUGAAAAUCCUCGCUGCGUGUAUAAUUAUUAUUCUUCAAUUUCCUGUUCUGUGUGCGUUCGUCCGUCCAACUGUAUGCUUCAGUCGUCGCGUACUUCAUUAUUUUCUUACCAAGAGUCCAUUAUGUAUUAUUAUAGUAGGAUACAUGUGUAAUGUAAGUGUGGCAGUGUUAUUUUGUUGUUUGUUGUAAAGUUACAGAUCGAGAGGACAAUUAAUUGUCAGCAUGAUUUUGUUUGUUUAUGAUUAUUACUGACCUGUUUCAUUAGUGUUUUGUGUGCGAUUGUCAUUUUGUAAGUUCAUUUGCUGUCAAUUAACUUUGUCCUCCAUUAAUAUGUAUUAACUCCGUCCAUAAUGCAGCAUGCAAUGCGUGCAUUGGCCAGAGGAUAAUUUGUGCCUUAUUGACUUGCUACUUGCUAGUUUUAGCUUGCCACAAAAGCACCAUAGAUCAGAACGUAUAUAUAUUGUAGUUGUUACGACAGUUCACUAGUUCUCUGUCUGGUUUUUGGCCGUUCGGUCGACCUCUUCUUGAACCCAAAACCCUUGAAGCUUCCAGGGGUCACCUCCGUCUCUGCCAAAGAAGGCGCCGUCUUCUCUGCAAAUUUCAGUCUCUCUUCUUCCUCGUCGACCAGUCUGUGAUCCUCUCUCUCUUCCUCACUGUCACUCUCCUCCUCCUCCUUCUCCUCUUUUACCUCUGGUUCAGGUUCUGGCUCCCUCGGACGUAAAGCAAUGGUGGUCCAGGCUCCGUACGGUCCCGUCGGUCUCUUUGGUCGUGGUUCUUCCCCCACCUCAUCGCCUGCCCUCUUUAUCCCUCCCUCUCCCUCUUCAGAGGAGUAAGACGAUGCUAUAGUCGGUGGUUUAAUCUCAGCAGUUGUCUUGGGAGGUAACUGAUCAGGGGGCAGUGGUUGAUAACUCCCUGGUUCGUCCCACUGAGUCACUGAGGUGAAGAUGUUGUAGUAAUAGAGUUGUCCCUCGGGAGUGACGGCUUGCUGCCACUGGGAAGGAGGAGGAGGCGGGGCCAUUGUUGCCACCUCUCUCUCUGCCUUCGUCUCUCUCUCCUGGAUGGCCGUCAGGAUCUCAGCGUGUGCCUUGGCCUUGCGAAACUCGAAGCUCUCAGCUAGGGCUG